UUUUAUCAGUGUCACGACGUCGAUUUGUUGACGAACUGUUUCGAUUUUUUAAAGUAUUUUUGAUUAAAUAGAAUUAAUUAGAAUACUCGUGCUACGAAAUCUCGUAUAUUGCUACUACAAACUAAAAAUGAUAUAUAAUUGAAUACAUAAUUUACAUUUAGUACAAUAAAGCAGCCAAUGUUUUUAAUUCAAGAUGUAUUUUCCUAUCGGAUGGCCCAAAGUUCUGAAGAAUCUAGGUGCAGAUAAUCAAAUUAUCAAACAGAUCGUUUCUAAUAGAGACAAAAUAUUAUUUGCAUCACUUAGUGAUGACUGUCUCAUGGUGUGGUUUUGCAAGCCCACUGUUCCUAUAGUGUACCACAAACGGAGUGCUGAAUCUCUCCAGAGGCUUGGUGUGAAUGUCGGAGUAGAAUGGAAACCAGAUUCUUCAAUGAUAUGUAUUUCUACUUCAGAAGGACAUCUAAUUCUGUAUAAUGUGGAGGGGUUAACGGAGCAAACUGCAUAUCAGCAAUAUGACCCGCCCACGGCUAGUUUGCGUCGGGAUUCCGCCGAGCUCUUUGUUAAAGAAGUUAUACCAUCGCUUAAAAUUAAAUUGUUCAAAGAAGUUCUAGUGUGGGACGGUCAAAUCACGCGCAUGUGCUGUAUAUCCGGCACGGAACUGUUGGUAUGCACGACGCGUGCGCAUCUACUGCGGUACCGCUGGGACGGCGUGCAGAAUCGGGACUACUGUCUUGACCUGGGACGCAUACCCUUCUCUAUCAACCAGCAGGUGUCUAAAGCGGAACCAAUCCUCGAAGACAACACACACGUAAACGACAUUGAAUACUCUCCACUGGUGUGUGGUUUUGGCAUAACGCUCAACGACGGGCGCGCGGCGUAUCUCACCGCGCCGAAUCUCAAGUUUGACCCCAAUGCAGUCCAAGGCAUAUGGGCGCAAGGAAUUGAUGACGCGACGUGUGCUCGAGUUAACCACAAAUUCAGGCUAAUUGCUAUUGGUAGAAAAAAUUCCCAAGUGGACGUGUUCACGAUAGAUGAAGCGACCGGCGGCUUGGAACUAUCACACACAAUGCUGCUAAGUUCAAAAGAUUUCCCCGGGGAUCCGGGGCCCGUGAAGUGUGUAAGAUGGACGGCUGACGGGCGCGCGGUAGCAGUAAGCUGGGAGCGCGGCGGCGUGUCAGUUUGGAGCACAUUCGGAGCGCUACUUAUGUGUUCUCUGGCCUGGGACCACGGCCUCAGUCAGGACCGAGGCCGCCACAACCCGCUCGUCGUGUCUAGCCUGGAAUGGGCUACAGAAGGCUAUCAGCUCUGGAUGGUGAAGGUGGAAGGAGACUCAAGUUCAAACAUUUUGCAAUUAGACUUCGUCAAAAGUCCACUUAGUGUAAAUCCCUGUAUGAGCAAUCAAAGGCAUCUAUACCUGCAAGCUGACGACAAAUUGUACGUUAAUUUAGAAGACAAUCUGACAAGGAAGACGAAAUUGUCCAUCAUAGACUCCUCAUCAGACACGUACCAAGCCGAGAACGGAAUCCAGGACAACAUGGAAUUUGACAAUAGCACAAAGUACAGGGAGUUUGUGGACGAUAAUGAAUGCAGGAAACAGUGGAUUGUGCUACCACUGCCUGCCACGUAUAUUGCUACAAAUUGGCCGCUAAGGUACAGUGCAAUAGAUGAAGCUGGCAGCAACGUAUGCGUGGCGGGGCGUACCGGCUUAGCGCACUAUAGCUGUGCGGCGCGGCGCUGGAAACUGUUCGGGAAUGAAGCCCAGGAGAAGGACUUCGUCGUCACCGGCGGCAUGCUCUGGUACCGCGCCUACUGCGUCGUGGGUUGUUACAGCAUAUUAGACGGGCAUGACGAAAUCCGCUUCUACCCGCGAGACGCGAAGUUAGACAACAAAUUCGCGCGCAUCGUGCGCGUGCAAUCGCAGGUUUUCGUGCUGGAUAUACUGCACGACCAGCUCGUCGUGUUCGGGGCUGAUGCACUCGUCACUAUUUAUGAGCUCACGUGUUUGGAUAAUGCCGGCGGCAUCGACAUGCGCUGCGUGCAAGCGGUGGACAUCUCGGCGCUGUCGCACCCCGCGUGCGUGGUGUCGGCGUCGCUGUGCCGGCUGCAGGACUCGCCGCACUCGCGCCUGCAGCACCGCGCCUCGCAGCCCGCGCCGCCCGUGCCCACGCCCGACUCGCUGGUAAUAAACGCCAGCGGCAAACUCAUGAUGGUGCAGAGAGAAGAGUAUGACGUAGAUGAAGACAACAAUCCGGCAUACAGCUGCCUUCCUGCAACGGUGCUAGCGUCAUGCGUCGAAAGCGUCUGGGCUAGCGGUGGGGCCUCCACCUCCCAAACGCAGCUGUCCCGAGCCCUAUGGCUGUGGUGUGGAGCCCUAGGGGCUCGCGUGUGGCUUCCGCUGCUGCCUCGAGACGCCUCGCGGCACCCCGACUCGUCGCGACACACAUUCAUGGCCAAACGGAUCAUGCUGCCCUUCCAUCUAGAUAUCUACCCAUUGACAAUUCUCUUCGACGACGCGAUCCUGCUGGGCGUUGAGAAUGACACCACGUUAUACGCAUCUGACUCGAACUCUGUGUUCUCGUUACCGUUCUGUGUAGUUAAUAGAACAAGUCAAGUAUACCUUCACCAAAUCCUCCGUCAACUCCUACGACGGAACCUGGGUUACCACGCGUGGGAGAUCGCUCGCUCUUGCGCCGCGCUGCCAUACUUCCCUCACUCUUUGGAGUUACUACUGCAUGAAGUGUUGGAAGAGGAAGCCACGAGCAAGGAACCCAUACCAGACGCGCAGCUUCCGAGCGUCAUCGAGUUUGUGCAUGAGUUCCCCGUGUAUCUACAGACAGUGGUGCAGUGCGCUCGCAAAACAGAAAUAGCUCUCUGGGCCUACUUGUUCUCAGCGGCCGGUAAGCCCAAAGAGUUAUUCCAGGAGUGCCUUCAGAGGAAGAUGCUGGAUACGGCUGCCUCGUACCUCAUCAUUUUACAGAAUCUGGAAAGUUCGACCGUCAGCCGGCAGUUGGCCACGCAGCUUCUCGACACGGCCCUGCAGCAAGAGCGGUGGGAUCUCGCCAGAGACCUAGUGCGUUUUCUAAGGGCUAUAGAUCCGAAUGAUGUGGAUUCGCCACGGAAUUCCGUCAAUGUCCAGGCAAAAUAUGGUCAGAUUGCGCAGUCACAGACUGUCACUCCGAAUGCUGAGGAUCUCUCUGUCAUUCUUGGCAGCAUGCAGCUAUCGGGCGGUCGCGGGCGCAGCUUCAGCACGACGGUGGCGCCGCGCGAGCCAUCGCCGCCGGCGCCGGCGCAGCCAACGGCGCCGCCUGCGCCUGUGCCGCCGCCGGCGCGCGCCACCGCCGCCGUCAAGCGGAAAAAGUCCGUGCCCGCACGCUCCGACCGAGAAAGUUACAGCGGUACCGCAGAAGAGUUUUUCAUAGACAUGAUGAUCCAGAGACACGCUAGAGUGCUUCUCUCUUCUGCCCGACUACACGCCUUAGGCCGUCUGGCCGCGUCCUUAGAUUUACACUUAGUGGCGUGGUUAGCGGGAGAGAGAGAAAGGGCGGCGAGAGUGGAAAACGCCGUGCUGUGUAUAAAGAGGCUGCACGAAGACUUUGCGUGGCCCUACCCUGUGGUGCCUCAUGAUGCUGAUCCGUAUAUGCAGAGGAAAGGAAGCACUGUUACGAGUUCGUACAGUGCCUCAGCUGAGUCAGACAGCGUAUGUGGUGACAGUGGCUACGUUAGCCUUCAGUUACGCGCCGCUCCUCCACUUUCGCCUGGCCCUGUCAGUUCUGUCGGGGAGUGCAGCGUGGCGGAAGGAGGCGUGGCAUGGGACGGCGACGCGGGCGGCUCAGAGCGGCGCUACGCGGCGCUCAUGGAGAAGCUGCACCACCACCAGGCUGAGCGAGGCUCGCACACUGCUCAUGUGCAGCUCAGAUACUUCCUGCAGCUGAUGACGGAGGCGAGCUGCGUGGAGUGGGCGGCGCUGGUGGCGGUGGUGCUGCGCGACGCGCUGGCCGUGCUGCGCUGCUGCAACGCGGCGCGCGCGCACGACGUCGGCCUGCCCGCCGUGCGCCGCCUGCGCGACGCGCUGCGCGACCUCGUGGCCUGGACCGACGCCGAGUGCCUGGGCUACAAGCCUUUCAUGCUGGCCAUCAGCAACCAGAUCCCGUUCCUGACGUCGAUCAUCAACACGCGCGAGCGCCGAAUGUCGAUGUUAGCGCCUCGUGUGCGGACUCCUAGCACCGGCUCGCUCAAUGAGCCGCGUGCGCCGCCUGCGCAUCAACCACUGCCGCCGCCGCAGAAGGCGCAUGAGGUAUCAAAGCAGACACUGAGGAAGGAAUCUCCUGCGGUCCAAGAACCAGCGCCAGUUGUUAACCCGCCGCCGCGGCCCGCCCCGGCCGCUCGAGACGACGUGUCCUCCGGGUGUACCAUAGCGUAAACACGUAGCCAAUUCAUAAGGACGAGGUUUUACAAGUUGAUGUAGUGACCAAAAAAAGAUACAUUUGUAUCAAGUUUGAGGUGUCCCUCUAUGUUUUAUAAUAAUAAACUUUUACAGACAGUAAACACUUAAAAAACUGACAAUCCUACCUUGGAAAUUAAAGGUAAUAAUUUCAAAUUUUCAAAAGGACAGUUACAGAUAGGUAAAUCAAUUGCGAAAGAACACAUUUUAUGAAUGGUUGCUUUACUAAGAGUAUAGCAAUAGCAUUAUGAAACCAAUAUCGUCAAACGAUGUAUCGAUAACGAUCGGCUGUGGCGGCUCGCGGAGAGCCAAUGUGAAGA
Messenger RNA from Ostrinia furnacalis (Asian corn borer), 4758 nucleotides. It is a transcript of the gene Rich, whose product is annotated as guanine nucleotide exchange factor subunit Rich. Gene Ontology annotation, biological process: retrograde transport, endosome to Golgi; intracellular protein transport. The record is from RefSeq and is a predicted model, not a curated record. The transcript has 27 exons. Lineage: Eukaryota; Metazoa; Arthropoda; Insecta; Lepidoptera; Crambidae. Gene Ontology annotation, cellular component: Ric1-Rgp1 guanyl-nucleotide exchange factor complex; cytosol; Golgi membrane. Bases 194 to 4417 code for a protein of 1407 amino acids. Gene Ontology annotation, molecular function: protein binding.